Molecule: messenger RNA, 5702 nt
Organism: Larimichthys crocea (large yellow croaker)
Lineage: Eukaryota; Metazoa; Chordata; Actinopteri; Sciaenidae
Gene: kif3ca
Product: kinesin family member 3Ca
Exons: 9
Coding region: 566-2782 (738 amino acids)
Biological process (GO): microtubule-based movement; mitotic cell cycle
Cellular component (GO): microtubule
Molecular function (GO): ATP binding; microtubule motor activity; microtubule binding
Source: RefSeq, a predicted model, not a curated record
GUGUGUGUGUGUUGCGUACCGGAGGGGUGCUCUGUCUCUACACACACACACACACACACCGACAGCCGCAAAUCCACUUCGGAGCAUCAAUGAGCGGAGGACGGGAAGAUGCGGACAGCAGCGGUCUGUGGCGGAUCUACCGGGGCGUGUAAAAGCAGGACUACAUGAGUGUACAUGAGAUAUCUGAAUGCUUGUAUUGUCGGCAUUGUUGGAUUUUUUUUUCUGGACGUGUAUCGAGACUGCAAUGGAGCGUCGAUCCAACGCGUGAGAUCUGCUGACCGUCUAUUUGUAAGCUCAUAUUAGAGACAAUAAGCGAAGGAAAUUAGCCAUUAGACACAGUGGCAUCUCAUCAUUUGUGCUGGUUAUUACAGGAGUCGGUGUUAUUAGUCUAUUUUCCUUGAAUAUGAUCAAGAAGCCAUACUGAAUUUGUUAUUAAUGGUAAAGAAAAAUCAAUGGUUACACAAUUCAUAGGCAGACAGGAGACUGAGGCAUCAUAAAGGGUCCCAGCUUGGUUUUAUUUAGAUUAUAUAAAUUAUUUGUUAUAUUAUUAUAAGAGAAGGCAGUCAUGUCAAAGAAUAAGAGCAGUGAGUCAGUGAAGGUGGUAGUUCGAUGCCGCCCUUUGAACCGGAAAGAGGAGUCCAAUGGGCCUGCAGGGGGCAUCGUCCAGAUGGAUCUCCGGCUCGGGCAGGUAAUCCUCAGAAACCCUCGAGCACCAGCCAGUGAUCCUCAGAAGACGUUCACAUUUGAUGCAGUUUAUGAUGCAAGCUCCAAACAACGAGACCUCUACGAUGAAAGUGUGCGGCCGCUGAUAGACUCAGUGCUCGCAGGGUUCAAUGGCACCAUAUUCGCAUACGGGCAGACUGGGACUGGGAAGACAUACACCAUGCAAGGGGCAUGGAUGGAUCCAGAGAAACGGGGUGUGAUCCCCAACGCCUUUGACCACAUCUUCACGCACAUCUCCCGCUCACAGUCUGAUAAGCAGUACCUCGUGCGGGCGUCGUACCUUGAGAUCUACCUGGAGGAGGUUAGGGAUCUCCUCGAUCCCAAACACGGCAGUGCCAGAGCCCUGGAGCUCCGGGAGAGUCCAGAAUCUGGAGUGUAUGUGCGUGACCUUACGUCAUGUGUCUGCAAGAGCAUCAAGGAGAUUGAGGAGGUGAUGAACAUGGGCAACCAGGCAAGGGCGGUUGGGGCGACAGACAUGAACGAACACUCGUCUCGGUCCCAUGCCCUGUUUUUGAUCACGGUUGAGUGCAGUCAACCUGGACCAGAUGGGAGGAAACACAUCCGGGUCGGCCGCCUCAACCUGGUGGAUCUGGCUGGCAGUGAGCGCCAAGCCAAGACAGGCGUCCAGGGAGAGCGCCUGAAAGAGGCUGCCAAGAUCAACCUUUCAUUGUCAGCGUUGGGGAAUGUGAUCUCAGCGCUGGCCGACGGACGUAGCAGCCAUGUGCCGUACCGGGACUCCAAGCUGACCCGGCUGUUGCAGGACUCUUUGGGAGGGAAUGCAAAGACUGUCAUGGUGGCCACCUUAGGCCCCUCUUCCCUGCACUACGACGAGACCCUCACCACCCUCCGCUACGCCAACCGAGCCAAGAACAUCCAGAACCAGCCCAGAGUCAACGAGGAUCCCAAGGAUGCUCUGCUGCGUGAGUUCCAGAUGGAGAUCGCUCGCCUCAGGGCUCAGCUAAACCACAGGAAGUGGAGGAGCAAACAAAAGAAGGAGCAGGUGGACGGCGAGGCCUGGGAGAGAGACGAAGAUGAAGAGUCAGAGGGUGAGGAGGAGGAGGAGGAGGUCGUGGAGAAGGAUGCGGAGGAGUAUGUGAAGCUGGAGGAGCAACGGUUGGAGAUGGAGAAGGAGGCCAUCAAAGGAGAUCAAUUCAUGUUGGCCGAGGAGAAGCAAAGGCUCCUGGGAGAGAAGGAGAGGAUGAUGGGAGAUCUGAGGAAGGAGCAGGAAGCUACAGCACAGCUGACCGCCAAGUACAAGGCGAUGGAGAGCAAGCUGCUGGUUGGUGGAAAGAACAUCAUCGAUCACACCAAUGAGCAGCAGAAGAUGCUGGAGAUGAAAAGACAGGAGAUUGCUGAGCAGUCUCGUAACGAGAGAGAGAUUCAGCAGCAGAUGCUGGUCCAGGAUGAUGAGACGCUGGAGCUGAGAGAGACUUUCACGUCUCUGCAACAGGAAGUGGAGGCCAAGACCAAGAAACUCAAGAAGUACCUCAAGCUGUAUGCCAAGCUCCAGUGCAUCAAAGCGGAGAUCAAGGACGUGAACGACGAGCACGUGAGGAGCCGACAGGAGCUGGAACAAACUCAGAACGAGCUCACCAGAGAGCUCAAGUUCAAGUAUCUGAUCAUAGAGAACUUCAUCCCUCCAGAGGAGAAGAAUAAGAUCAUGAACAGACUGACCUUUGAUCCUGAGGAGGAUCAGUGGAAGUUUCAGCCUCUCGUUCCUGCUGAAAGGAAAUCCUCCCAGAUGAAGAAAAGACCGACAUCUGCAGUUGGUUACAAACGGCCAAUCAGCCAGUACGCCAGGGUUGCCAUAGCGAUGGGAGCUCACUCCAGAUACAGGGCUGAGAACAUCAUGUUUCUGGAGCUCGACAUGACUCCUCCGAACACCGCCACACUGGAGGCAGAGCCAAACCAAAGUCACUCUCUGGACAACUCGCCCAACAAGGACAGAGGCGUCCGUAAAUCUCGAUCCUGGUGUCAGACUCCAAAAUCCCUCACUUCCUCUUCUUCUAACGUUUCCUUGGCCGCCUGUCACACUGCCACACCCAUGGCAGCACAGUAAAGCUUUUUUUUUUUUCAUUAUUAAUUUUACUCUUACACUUCCUCUUCUUCUUUUACUCUUCCUCUUUUUGGCCAGUGAACCUCUACUCAAUGAGGCCUAUACAGCUGGGACACAAACACAACACCAUCAUCAUCUAUGCUGGCUACAUUCAAGAGCAGUUAAGGAAGCGAUCUCGUGACAGGAAGGUGAACCUCUCAAACACUAUAAAACAUCAGUUCCUCCUGGUGUACGGAUGUAAGGAUCCACCAGAACCUCUUCUUCCUUGCAUGUUUGCCUCGGAUCAUCCUUUUAAACCACUGGCUGCAGUGCUGGACUGUGUGUGUGUGUUAUCUGUAUAUACAGGGCUGUAUGACUGUGAACAAUACAGAUCCGAAGGCUCACAAACUGCUUGAAUUGCGUGUAAGAUAUCAGUGUAAAUAUUUCCUGUAUUUGGGGUUUUUCGGGGCACGUUUUCUGUGUAAAAAGGUAGAGACAGGCUUAGAGAGAGAUGAGAGUUUAUGUUCCUGUUGGCUGUUGUAAUUGAGCACAGUGGAAAAUAAUGAUGUUGGUCAGACGAGGUACUCUCAAACCUGAAUGAUGACCUUUUAUCAAAUCUGUUGUCUCGCAUUAUUCAUCUGUUCUGCCACAGUGUCUGAAAUUAAAAGCAAUGCCUUAAAAUAAUCUCAUUAAAAUGUAAAUAGUGUGGCAUGUCACAUUUCCAAAAAUCAAUGUAACUCCUUUAGAUCAAUGUCUAAGGUUAAUUAAACAAUUAGUAACCAUAGUAACAACAGUACAGUACUAAGUGAGUUUACUUACGGAAACUUGAAACUCAAAGUCUACGUACUAGCUAUCUUACUAGCUCAGAAAAAGCUGGAAACCAGAGCUACAGUUACUGAAUUAACCAACUCCCAACGCUACCAGUUAACUUACUGGUGAAACUAUGUCAACUGACCUGAACAAAAUAUUAUGAUUUAAACGGAAACAACUUUUGACCUUUUGCAUGUAGGGCCACUUAAUCAAAUCUUUAAAAAUAAUGGACUCAUUGGAGAAGGCGACUCUCUGCUUUACCUCGACCUUUCAUAUAUCAAGACAUUUUGUCAUGCCACAGAUUUGGGGGGUCCAUUUUUGUCUGAAUGAUGAUACAAAACUGGUUGGUAUCCUUGGUCCCUUAUCUACCUUAUAUGAUGAUGAUGAUGAUGAUGACAAAAGCUUAAUUUCCACAGCAUUUAAACAUUCAGGUUGGACAUACAGCACAGUAGUUGUUUAACAUACUGUUGGCCUAUGUACAGUAAAAUUUACAUUAUUACACCUGUUCACAGGUUCACUGUCAAAGUCGAAGCUGAAGUGUACCUUGUUUAGACAGCAGUCUGUAGUCAGGUGUGUACAGUUUAGUGUCACAGGGUUCUUUACCUGCUAGAGGUUAAGAGGAGCAGACGGUGGGGGUCGGGCUGCCUAAUUAUCACUGUAUUAUUGAUGCCAGAGAUCCAGUUACAGAUGAACCCCACUGAUAGGUAUACCUUUACAAGUGUAUAGAAACAACAUUUAUUACCAAUGUCGAUGCAAAUAUGGAUGUUUUUAACCAUUUUUACAAUACUUGAUACAUUAUAUUGCCCCCUUUUAGGUAGAAAAUUGAAUUGAAUAGAAUAAAAAUUGCUUGGUUUGUUUAACCAAUGGUCCAAAAUCCAAAGAAUUUCAGUUUAUAGUGAUAUUAAACAGAGACGAAACAGAGCAAAUCCUCAUAUUUGAGAAGCUGAAACCAGAAAAUGUUUGGCAUUGAGGCUCUGUUCACACUCAGCAAUAGAGUGUAGGCUACUAAAAUGAUCUGUCAUUAAAAAUAUCAGAGGGAUAAAAUGGCGAAAAUGCUGUUUUCAGUUAUAAAUAGUUAUAUAUAGUUGUUAUAAAUCUGUGUCAACCUACCUCCUCCACUGUCUUAACAAUUUACAGAUGCACACAUGAGGAUUUUAUGUGUAACCUCUGGUAUCCAAGUUUAUUUUUUUUUUUAAACGUGACAUUAAAUGCUUCGUGGCAUUAAUGGAAAAUGUUCAUGUUUGUGCUGUUUAACGAAGGUUAGAAUUCAUGCAACAAUACCUUUAAUUAAGUUACCACCAAAUGGAAGUGUAUAACUGUAAGUUGGGUUGAGUAUCUGUAAGUGGCAACCAGCCACAGAGGUUGUGGCUCAGCGUCACAGUUUUUGAGUUUCAAACCGAGUCUUUAGAAACAUGUCUAUGAAAAUCUGUUGUACAUUUAUUUUGAAAUGUUUCUAAGCAUGAGAUAGUCUACCAGGCCACAUUUCAGGGCGCCAUUCGUCAGAUCAAGACGUUUAAAUAUUGAUUUUUACGAAACUAUUCCAAAAACAGCUCCUUUAAAUGUUAUCUGGGUAACGCAGCAUCAGUGGCCUCAAAAUAUCCAUGAAUUAUGGGUCUAAAAAUAGGGCAGACAGUGAUGCAAGGAUGAACGUGAUUGGGUUAAAUAAUUUAGGAACUAUGGAAAAACAACCAGUUAGCACCAGUCUUGCCUCUUAAUGUUUCUCAUUUAUAAACAUUUUAGUCUGUAAAAUCGUUCAUGUACGUCUCCCAUCUGUGUCAGGGCUGUAUAUAACAUUGUGAAUGUGUAUUUGUGUGUGUGUGUGCGUGUGUGUGUGUGUGUGUGAUGGCUGUGGGGGUUGUGGGGGAUGGAGGGAGGAUGAGAGGGAGGAUGGUAGACGGACAGAUGCAGGGUUUCCAAAGACAAUCAGGAAGUGAGGAACGAUUGUGGAGGAGGAGGAGGUGGUUACUGAGCCUGUUUCCAUGGUAACCUGCCAGUAAAGGGUAUUGGAAUGGGGAUGGGGUUUCUUUUCUGUGUAUCUAUAUGUAUGUAUGUAAUGUAUGUAACCAGACGGGCUGAGCUCAUGUCUGGCUGACAAAAAAAAUUAAAUAAAAAUUAAUAAAUCAAAUAAAGAGAC